Molecule: messenger RNA, 5574 nt
Organism: Cavenderia fasciculata
Lineage: Eukaryota; Evosea; Eumycetozoa; Acytosteliales; Cavenderiaceae
Exons: 13
Coding region: 1-5574 (1857 amino acids)
Biological process (GO): interstrand cross-link repair; mitotic intra-S DNA damage checkpoint signaling; double-strand break repair involved in meiotic recombination
Cellular component (GO): nucleus; condensed chromosome
Molecular function (GO): DNA polymerase binding
Source: RefSeq, a predicted model, not a curated record
AUGUCUUCAGGUAAUAGUAGUGGAGGCAGUAGUAGCAGCAAAGGAGGGAGAAUGAGUUUCAAUGUCCCUUAUUCUAACCCUCCUAACAGUACUGUCAAUUCUUCUAAAGACGUUGUACAACGACCGCAAAAGAAAACCAAAUCAUCAUCUCCAGAGUCUAGUGGUGGUGGUGGUGGUAGUGGACACAUACAAUCUCCUCCUUCAUUGGCAUCACCAACUAAAGGAGGUUCAAUACGUAACAGUAGUGGUGGUAGCAGUGGUGGUAGCGGAACACCAAAUAACAUUGGUUUGGUGUCACAAACGUUUGAUUUACGAAACAGCAAUGAUCGCACUCGCGAUGAAGAAAUGAAUGAUGAUCAUCAAGAAGAAGAUAAUAUCAAUUUUGAUGAUGAUGAUAAAGUAGAUCAAGAAGUGAUCAAAAAACAACCUUCUCCUCCUUCUCCUCCUCCUCAUCCUCCUCCUCGUCCACAACCACCUCAGACCAAACAUGUACAUACUCAACAACAGCAACAAAAGAAUACUAAUAACAAUAACAAUAACAAUAACAAUAGCAAUCAAAAGAAUGAUAAGAAACCGGAUCGAGACAAUGAUGGUAGUGAAUCUGAAUCUGAAGAAGAAGAGGUAGAAAAAAGUUCUUCAGAAAUAGAAGAAAGUAAUGAUGAAGAGGAAGAAGAAGAAGAGGUAGAACAUAGUUCUUCAGAAAUAGAAGAAAGUAAUGAUGAAGAUGAAAAGGAACGUGAACGUGAAAAGGAAAUGGAAAAGAAAAAGAGACAAAUGUAUAUACAACAACAGCAACAACAACAAAAAAAACCAAAGGACAUUAAUGAACCUAUGAUACAAGAUAGUAAUUAUGACGAAGAAGAAGAAUUAUCAAAAGUAACAGACAAUCUAUCUUCAAGAAAGAAAAAGACCAUUAUUCAAGAGGAUGAAGAAGAAAUAGAAGAUCAAGAAAUGGGAGAACAAGAUGAGGAACACGAAGAUCAACAUCAAAAAAGAUCAACAUGGGAUUUAAAACCUCAAACAUUUGAACCAAUACCAAAAUAUCAAACAUUGAUCGAACAACAACAACAACAAUCACAAUUUAUGCCAAUGGCAUCACAAUAUUCUCAAAUUGGUGUACCUUUUGAUUCAUUUGAAUCGGAACACGAUCAUUUUCAACUCAAUUUAAUACCAUUGAACCCUAAAAUGCUUAAUCUUCCAUCCCAAACACACUUUUUCGAAUUAUUAUCAAGUUUAUCUGUUCAAUUUAAUCCAGAUCACCAAAGAUUAUUUAUUAAAGACACAUCAUUGUUUAAAAGAGAACUUCAAAAAUAUUAUAAGGAUAGAAAAAGAGUGGAAAUAUUCCAAAAAGAAUUGGGAUGUAUGAUCAAUCAACAGGAAGUAUUGUUCAUGAUUUUAUCGCCUGUUGUUGGAGAAUCAAAGUCGGUCACUCAAGAAUCCAUGGUUAAACUAUUAUUAUCAAUCCCUGCACUCCAACAAGAUAUGAUUACAAUGUUACUUGGAGAAUAUCUUGUUGGAUUACAACCAGAUUUGGUUAAAUUGUUGAUAUCGCAAUUUAGAUGGUUGGAAUUGGCUGGAGGUGACAGUUGUAUGAUUUCUUCUAGAGUAUUGGAUCUUUUUGAUAUGAUGAGUGAUCAAGUUGAACUCAAAAAAGAUUUGAUUGGCUUUUUACCAGAAUUGUGUGAAGAUUCAGGACAUGCCAUGGCUGUUGAACACUUGUUACAACUAAUGAGCACAGAUUCUACAUACACUGUUGUGGUUAUUGAUGCAUUGGGUGCAUUCAAUCUAACCGAUACAACUAGAAAAAAAGCAAGAGAUGCAAUGUUUAUUCAAUUAUCUUGUUGUGUAACUAGUGAAUUACCAGUUGUUCUAAAUGCUCUUUUACAAUCAAUUAAUCCUUCAGAAGUUACAGAGACAAUUAAAAAAUUAAGAGAAAAUAUAUCAUUUCCAUCAACAGCAAGAUUAAUUAGUUCAUCUACUGGAUCACCAGCAGGAUUAUACAAUCAAUCCAAUAUGUUGGAUAGAAAGAUUUUAGAACAAAAUUCAGAUGAAAUGGUUGUAUUGGACACUUUAAAAACAAAUUUUAGAUUUAAAAAGGAUUUGUGUACUGCUUUUAUCAGGGAAAUAUCAUCCAAUAGUAAAACAUUCAACGUAUUUGAUUUUUGGUUACUUUUAGUUAUUUAUUCAUUUUGGAGCCAGCCCAAAGACAUUGAAUCUUUACUUAAAAAGAAAAUCAUGUCUGGUUCUUUAACAAAAGCUACUUUAUUAUCAAGUUUACAAUCUCAUAAUAUUUCUUUAAAACCAUAUUUUAAAAUAUUAUUGAUUUUAUCAGAUUCAUUUUUAAGAUCAGCAGAACCAAAAGUUAGAUUAAUUGGACAUCAUUUUUAUUAUAUUUUAUUUCAAGUUUUUCAUGAUGAAAGAGAUACUGUUCUUAGUUCAUUAUUACUUCAUAUUGGUUCUGGAAAUAUUGGAGAAGUUGAUGAAGCAUUAUCAGUAUUAUUAGAAUUAUCAACCAAUUGUGGAGAGAUAUUAAAAAGACAUAAUAAUUUUAUCAAAAGAAUUAUGGAUCAACAUGAAAUGUUAUUGGAACACCAAAUCAGAAAAGUGUUUAGAUUAAUGGCAACACAAUCAUUUAAUAUUCAAUUGGAUGGGGAUUCAUAUCGUGUAGAGAAUAACAAAGAUAUGAAUGAAUUGGACAUGUAUACUAGAAAACUGUCAAGUGGUAGUAGUUUAAAGUAUAAAAAGUUUGGUAUCAUUUCUGGUUGUGCUCAAAUUCAAGUGUUGGCCAAAAGAGUUUGCAUCAAAGAUCGUGAUAAAGGCGAAAAACUAAUUGAUGUUCCAGCUGAAGUUUCAGAUCGUGCAAUGUAUCUAUUUAAUAGUCUAUCAGAAAGUUGUAAAAAAUCAAAACCUUUUGAUAAAUUAUUAACAGCAUAUCUUUUUGAUGAAAUGCAACAAAUUUUUACAAACCAAUUUUGUCCAAAGUUUAUAGACCAUAUCGCAGGACUAUUUAUAGAUAUGGAGGAAUUUAAUAAUUUAUUUAAUAAUCAUAUUGGAAGAAUAGAUGGAGUUUGGUUUAAAAAAGAUGAUAGUACAAUGGCAGUAGAUAUUUAUCCAAAGAUUUGCAAUCCAGCACAAAAGGAUAACGUAUUGGUAUCGGCCCCACUCUUUAGAUUCCUACGAACAUUUGUACGUGCAUCUAAAAAUUCAUUGGAAGAUCUCAGCGGUGUACUCGAAGUACCAUUGGUCAUGUUUGAUGAAGAAUUAUUGGAAUUUGAUAUGGUCAAAGGCAAGGAUUCCUAUGCACUGGCCAUCUAUUAUGCAGUUGAUUGGAUUCGUGAAACAAUCAAUGCAUUCUCUCCACAAAUGGAUCUCUAUCACAAUGGUGUAUCUCAAAGGCUAAAGGAUUUGAUUGUGGUCGAAGAACGACUCAACCAUGUUCUUUCUCUUUGUCCUUCAUUCAAUGCUCCCUAUGGUUCAUUCAAUUCUGAUCUUCGUAAAAACCUUUCAGUUGAUUUAAAGAAAAUUAAAAAGAAAAAAUUGUCUUGGUUAAAUGAUGAAGAUUGUGAUCAUUAUUUACCACAUUUAGAUGCGAUUGGAAUUCAUUUAAGAAAAUUAGAUUUAAAUUCACUUUUAAUUUUACAAUCUAAUGUUAAAAACUCUCACGAUGGUACUUUUAAUAUUAUUGAAUUGGAUGCACCACAAUUACAUUAUUUAUUAGUUGAUUUCAAUAGAAAGAUAACAUCAUUGUUGUCAUCUGAAAAAAGAAAUCCAUUUGGUCAUGGAUCUUCACAAAGAUAUAUAUUAGAUUAUAGUUUUAUAGAGAUGAUCAAAACAUUAAUGGCAAUAUUCCCAGCACUUUGUGUACACCUUGAAAGAACUGUACAGACAAUUGAACAACUCUUCCCAGAUCAAGAAGAAAUGUUUAAACAAUUCAAAGUAGCUCAAUCAAAGUCAAAACACAAUCCAGAAAACCAAGAGUAUAAAUUGGCAAUGGAAAAAAUGGAUGAUGUCUUUACCAAAAGUCAAAAGAUAUAUUCUUUGAAUCUUGCAAAUACCCAUCUUAUUUUUGAAAUAUUUACAAAAAUAUUAUCUUAUGAUUCAUUUGAUUUUCAAGAUUUACAAGAAAUCAUGGCAUCAGUUCAUGAAAAAAGAACAACCAAAUUAAAUCUGACAGCAAUUGAUCUCAGUUUUAAAUUAUUUAAUUAUUUUGAAAAGUUUUGGGUUUCUUUAUUACAAGUAAAGGCAUUCCGACCAUGUACCAGUUUGUUAACUCUUUUAACCACAUUGUAUAAUAAUGAUAAAAAGAGUAGCAAAGGAAACACCAAUAGAAAUGGUGUUGAUCCAAAGGUACAAAUAUUCAACUAUGCCAAACAGGCAAUCGGUCAAUCUUGGGGUAGAAAAAUUCCUGCAACAUCUACAUCAUAUUUAUUAAAAACAUUAUUUUCACAUGCAGAGAACCAAAAAGAGGUUGGUAUUAUUAUUUUAUGUGAAUUCUUUGUUGUAGUUUGUGCUACAAACAAUCUGAAUGCUUUGGAAAAAGCAAAAUCAAAAUCAAAAUCAAAAGCAAAAGGAAAGGCAAAAGGUAAAGGAAAGAGUAAAGCAAAAGGAAAGAGUAAAGGAAAAGGAAAAGGAAAAGGAAAAUCAACUCAUGAUAGUGAUGAUGAUGAAGAGGAACAAGAAGAAGAGGAAGAAGAAGAAGAGAAUGAAGAUUCAUCGGAACAAGAUGAUCAUCAAGAGAGUCAAAUGGAUGAUGACAAGUUGGGAGAAGAAUCGAUCAAAAUGAUGACAAACACUGUUUUUAAUUUGGUUGACCCAGAAAGAAUUUCUCUACGUAUUUUCAAUCCUUCAAGCAACAUGGUCUAUUUUAGAACCCUUUUUACACUCAUCAACGAACAAAUGGCACUUGUUGAUAUUAAUAGUCAGAGACCAAAGGAUAUUUUAAUACAAUGCCAACAUCUUGUUGCAAUGUGUGACAUGCUCCUAGAGUUUUCAAAAGAAAUACACUAUGUGGCCGAUUCUCUCAAACAUGGCAAAAACUUUGUCAUGGAAUUCACCAAACACUUUGUCCCAAUCAUCGACAAACUCUUUGAAUUUAGUAUUUCAAAAACAAAAGAUAUUAUCAAAAAGUUUCAAGAUGUUACUGGAGCCUUGCAGCAUCUUUGUACACAGGUCAAGAAUACAAAGGAUCAAUCUGGUGUUUCUUUGGUUCCACUAGCCAAGAAAGCAAUAUCAACAUUUGCAAGUGAAAUUAUGGUUAAAUUUAGAAAACAUAAAUGGCAAAACAAUGUUUCAUUCCAAUUACUAAAGACAAAAAAUGCUCCAACUCGUGGUGGUGGUGGUCGUGGUAGUGGAAGUGGUAGUGAUGAUGAUGAUGACGACGAUGAUGACGACGACGAACAAUAUAGUAAUGAUGACGAAGACCAAGAUCAAGAUCAAGAUAAUAGCGAGAGUUCAAAUUACGAUGGUUCAUCUUCAAGUGAAUAUGAUGAGGCAGAAGAAGUUAGUCAAGUUGAAGACUCUGAACAAGAAGAAGAACCAUCAGGUGAUGAUCUUGAUGAUCUUAUUGAUGAUUAA